This is a messenger RNA of Vespula vulgaris, 1995 nucleotides long. RefSeq names its product E3 ubiquitin-protein ligase parkin (gene park). The coding region runs from base 138 to 1658 and encodes 506 amino acids. The transcript has 8 exons. Gene Ontology annotation, molecular function: ubiquitin protein ligase activity; ubiquitin conjugating enzyme binding; zinc ion binding. Gene Ontology annotation, biological process: ubiquitin-dependent protein catabolic process; negative regulation of protein phosphorylation; protein polyubiquitination. The record is from RefSeq and is a predicted model, not a curated record. Lineage: Eukaryota; Metazoa; Arthropoda; Insecta; Hymenoptera; Vespidae. Gene Ontology annotation, cellular component: Golgi apparatus; mitochondrion; endoplasmic reticulum.
GAUUUAUCUCAUAUUAGUUAUUUAUGAUGGAAAUAGUGGUUAUGUGUCCGUUUAGGAUUUAUUGUUAUUGAUUAUGUUUAUUGUAUCUUCUAACUGUGCAAUGGUCAUAAGAUUGUACAGUGUUCAUUUUUAUCGUUAUGAGUUUCUUGUUUGAUUUAGUAAAAAACGCAUUUAUCAGGAUGUUAGAACUUUUAUGGUUUGGUAAAAAGAAAAUUAGCAAUUCAUUAAGUAUAUAUAUCAAAACAAAUACAGGAAAUACUUUAUCGGUGGAUUUGGAUCCUAAAUGGGAUAUAAAAAAUGUGAAAGAAAUAUUAGCACCCCGAAUGGGGAUGGCACCAGAAGAUAUUAAAAUUAUUUUCGCUGGCAAAGAACUACAUAAUUCAACAGUAAUAGAGGAGUGUGAUUUGGGUCAACAAAGCAUUUUGCAUGCUGUUCAAAAUCGUCAUCAAAGAUUUAAUAAAAGUAUAAAUUCUGUAAAUACUAUCGAAGAGGUGGUAACGGAAGGAUCUGAUUUUGAUUCGACAUUUAAUAGUAGUGGAAGUAAACCGAUGAAUGAAACUCUUACAGAUUUGCCAUUAGAGGAAGCAGAUCAGACAAAUUCAUCCACAGAUGAACAACGAGAAACUCGAGCACAUUUUUAUGUAUAUUGUUCAAAGCCAUGCAAAGCUGUAACUACAGGGAAGUUAAGAGUUAAAUGUGCAUCUUGCGGUAGCGGUGCCGUUACAGUAGACAGAGAUCCACAAUGUUGGCCAGAUGUUUUACACCCCAAAAGAAUAACGGUCCAUUGUGAAAAUGAGUUAUGCGAGCUAUCGGUAUCUUCUAACGAGGAAACCGAAUUACAAGUUUUAUAUGCUCAAUUUUUUUUCAAAUGUGCAAAUCAUAUUAGUUUAGGUGAAGAUGACCAGGCAGUACCGCUUUAUUAUAUCAAGCCAAAUUCCAUGAAUAUACCUUGUCUCGCAUGUACAGAUAUAAGGGAUACAGUAUUGGUUUUUCCUUGCGAAGCAGCCCACGUAACUUGCCUAGAUUGCUUUAGGGAAUAUUGUUCUAUACGUUUACGCGAGCGUCAGUUCCAAUUUGAAACAACAAAAGGUUAUUAUACUCUUCCUUGUCCCGCAGGAUGUUCCAACUCUUUCAUUACAGAAAUCCAUCAUUUUCAUCUUCUUAAUCCACAGCAGUAUGAGCAAUAUCAACGAUUUAGUACAGAGGAAUAUGUUUUACGCGAGGGUGGACUUCUUUGUCCAAGGCCAGAUUGUGGUAUGGGUAUAAUACCACCAUCUAUAGAAGAUGGUGCGAAUGAAGAAGAAUGUCGUAAAAUUCAAUGCUUCGCAGGUUGUGGUUAUGUAUUCUGUAGAAGAUGUUUACAAGGAUUUCAUGUGGGAGAAUGCGAAUUACAAUCUUCAGAGACAUCUAAUAACAAAUCUAUAUCUAACGGGUAUACCAUUGAUCCCCAAAAGGCUAAAGAUGCUAAAUGGGAUGAGGCUAGUAAAAAAACCAUACAAAUAUCGACUAAACCUUGUCCAAAAUGUAGAACACCUACCGAAAGAGAUGGUGGAUGUAUGCAUAUGGUGUGUACACGAGCAGGCUGUGGUUUUCAGUGGUGUUGGGUUUGCCAAACUCAAUGGACGAGAGAUUGUAUGGGUAGUCAUUGGUUCGGAUAAAUUAUGUAAAUUUAACGUUAAUUUUUAUAACUAUCGUUAUUACUAAUUUAUUUUUUGACAAUGUAAUUUAUCAACAAUAGGAUAAAUUAUUUUCUUGUCACAAAGUAUUUUUGUAAAUCUUUUGUUCCAUACUAGUAGAGUAUACUUUAUCGUAAUUUCUUUAGAAUUCGUUAAAUUUAUCUAACAACCUUGUGUUUUCAAUAGAUGCAGUAAAAAUUGAUUUGUUAUAGGAUUGAUACCUGUAUAUGUGUGUAUGUAUGUCGAUAGAUAUACCUAUCUCUUUCUAUACAUUUGUAAUAACAUAAACAAAUAUAAUUUGAUAAAAUUCAGAAUGAAA